AUCAGCUCAGGACCGCCCAACUCCGUGUGCUAGCAAGCACAUAUUCCGUUUAUGUCUUCACCCAUUAUGCGACGCAUUAAUGGCCUAGUAGGUUCCGGAUUACCGGAUAUGAAGGAUUGUCUGCAUCAAACCGUCAGGUACUCUCGGCGGCAACGGUGAGAGGAGUGGGUGUAGGUAAUGGCAUCCCAGAACUUCAAAAGGGCUAGCUUUCGCAUAUCACGAAGUAUUUCUUAAUCACCAACUUCAAAUUGCUUACGAUUUUGGGUCUCGCACUGUUCUCUCUCCUUAACCUGUCGUUUUCUUUACUCCAUUCGCUUCUCUCGCGCAGGUCGCCCGCUAUACUUUCCUUUAGGCCAAGCCUUAAUUGCCUUUGCAAGUCGAUCUCGCGAUUUAUUUGUCAUUUUUUCUACCCAGAAAUCCAUUAUUUAUAGUUAAAUAUGGCAAAGUAUGCAGCUUUGUUGAGUGUUUUGAUUGUGAUGGUGUCCGCACGCUUCAAUCAAGAACAGAUCCCGAUUCCAGCAAUCCAAGCUGUCAACGGUGGCGACCCUGGUGAAGCCCCAACCAUCGCCGGUGCAGCCAUAAGCGACCUCCUCGGAGCCGCCAAUGCUUGCAACAAGCUCGCUCGAGGCGAUCAAAUCCUAGGCCAACUGGGUAAUGGAGCUGAUGCUGUUGCCGCAGCCCAAGGAAUCGUUGGGGCUGAGAAGAACUUCAAUCCCUCCGCAGCCGCUAUCCCAGUCAUCUGUGGAGACCCAGCCCUCCCGUCCAAUCCGCUCAUUCGCGGAAUCACCCCAUUGAUUGAUCCUGACGUUGUCGGCUCUGAUAUCGCAAAUGCACUUGCAGCGCAGACUCUGCAGAAUCCGCUCACCGCGAAUGGCAAAAGCGUGGCUCAGUUGCUCCAGGAGAAUGGGUUCUCGAAUUUCACGGUGCAAAUGCCCGAUGAGUCAACUACGGCGAUCGAAGCGCAAGCUGCUGGCGGAGAGGCAAAUCAAGGCCAACAGAUCAAUGAAAACCAGAGGCUGCAGAUCAAUGGCAAUCAAGGCCAACACAAUGACACGAAUCAGGGCCAACAAAACCAUGGCAAUCAAGGCCAGCAAAAUGACAGGAAUCAGGGCCAACAAAACAAUGGCAAUCAAGGCCAGCAAAAUGACGGGAACCAGGGCCAACAAGGCCAGCAAACGGUCACCGUGACUGUGACUGAGACUGAGGCAGCUGCCUGCACAACUGCUGCCGCGACCGCCGCCGAGGCUACCGCCACAGCUCCUGCAGCUCCCGACCAAGCAGCAGGCAAUGGCGGCAACGGCGGCAACGGCGGCAACGCAGGCGUCCAACAAAGCACCAUCGCCGGCCUCGACUUCGGCCAAUGCGUCCCAACGAUGAAAUUCGAAGGCGGGCUCGGGGGGCGCCCCGCGACGGAGUUCACCUUCCUCCCGAUCGACCCGCUGUGCGCGCAGGGGCAGCAGGAGGCGCUCAACCCGAACAUCAUCACGAAUCGGAUCUGCGACCAGCUGACGAACGUGUGCGGGGCGAACGACGCGGCGAAGGCGGCGUGUCGGGAGGCGCAGGCGGCGAUCGAGGCGCUAGGGACGAGGGAUCAGGGGACGGCGGAUGCGUGGAAUGCGGAGUUGGGGUUUGGGGGUGCGGCGGGAAGGGUGAGGCGAGGCCGGAUUAUGAGGAAGCCGAUUUCUCGGGGGUAG
Eremomyces bilateralis CBS 781.70 is the source of this 1694-nucleotide messenger RNA. RefSeq lists its product as uncharacterized. NCBI's taxonomy places the organism in Eukaryota, Fungi, Ascomycota, Dothideomycetes, Eremomycetales, Eremomycetaceae. The record is from RefSeq and is a predicted model, not a curated record. The transcript is spliced from 3 exons. Bases 438 to 1694 code for a protein of 418 amino acids.